This is a messenger RNA of Phanerochaete carnosa HHB-10118-sp, 959 nucleotides long. RefSeq lists its product as uncharacterized. Bases 6 to 959 code for a protein of 317 amino acids. The transcript has 4 exons. The record is from RefSeq and is a predicted model, not a curated record. NCBI's taxonomy places the organism in Eukaryota, Fungi, Basidiomycota, Agaricomycetes, Polyporales, Phanerochaetaceae.
AAGUAAUGGUCCAGCUCACUUUCACGAACUGGCUCUCCGAGCAGUGGGCACGCCUUCCGCCGCCGCUCGAAGCUGACCUUACAGGCAAGACUGUUGUCGUCACAGGGUCCAAUACUGGAAUUGGGCUAGAGGCUGCUAAGCACUUUGCGCGGAUGAAGCCGGCGCGGCUUGUCGUGGCAUGCAGGAGCGAAGAGAAGGGCAAGGCUGCGCUUGAGCAUAUCGCUGAGAAGACGGGCUACGCCGCAGAGCUGCAGCUAGUUGAUUUUGCGAGUUUUGCGUCCGUGAACGCCUUCGCGGCGAGGCUCAAGGACGACCCGGUGGACAUCCUGGUCGCCAACGCCGCCAUCGCGGAGGCGGAAUUCUCGUUGACAAAGGAUGGUUGGGAACGGGCGCUGCAGGUCAAUUACCUCUCGACUGCGCUACUCUCGUUCCUCCUCCUGCCGAACUUGGUUAAGGCUGCACAUGAACACAAGAGUCACUCCCGACUGGUACUCGUCACAAGCGAGUUGCAUUUCUUGACACACUUCGGGGACGAGCUCAAGUCCGCACCGAAGGGUAUCCUCCGCACGCUAAAUGACCCGGAGUAUUGCACACCAGAACGCUUCACCGCGCGCUAUCAAGAGACCAAGAUACUUGUUAUCAUGUUCGUGCGCGCGCUCGCUGAGCGCCUCGGUGCCUCGAUGCCUGUCGUGCCAAACAGCGUAAACCCAGGCUUCUGCUAUACAGGGCUACGAAAAAACCUGUGGCUCUCGCAGCAACUGCUUAUGGCACUUGUGGACGUCACGGUUGGGCGGAGUGCGGAGCAGGGCGCGCGCCAGCUCCUGCAUGCUGCGCUCGGGCCCGAUGGCAAGGAAGACGCGCACGUUGAGUAUAUGCGUGGCGCAUAUGUGAGCUGUCAUGCUGUGCGCGAGCCUAGCGACUUUGUGAUCAGCAAGGAUGGGGCACGAGGUGCAGGAUAG